CUCUACCAUGACGAACAUCACAAAUGUGACCUUUGCCAACUCCACAGUUCAGGGUAAUUUUACCUUUCCCUAUCGUCCGCCCAAUCCGGCGAUGUGGAAUCUCAAAGCUGGUUUCAGUUUGUCCAUUUUGAUCUUGGGCUUUCUGUUCAACACGUUUGUUACCAUUCUCUUUCUGAUCAAAAAGCGCACCAAGACCAGCUUCACCAUUUACCAGAUGAACUUGCUGACGAUAAAUCUGCUGUACAUCCUCACCUGCAACAUCCUGGAUUUCAUCAAUUCCCUGUACCGUUUCUGGUGGGUCGGCAGCGGUCUGUGCUACUUGUAUCUGUACGGCAUGUGGAGCAUCAGUAUGGCACUGUAUCAGUGCCAUGUCCUCAUUGCCGGCACCCGCAUGUGGGCCGUCGUCCAGCCCAUCUCCUACCGCAGCCAUAGUACCGUCAAAAACGCUAUCAUUAUCUGCGGCAUUAGCUUCGUGGUAGCGCAUAUUGUGACCGCCCCGGGACUGAUUAUGGAUGGGUUCUUUUACCACACGGCUAUGGCUAGAAAUGGCUGUCUGAUGAAUCCUGCCACGGAGGAUUUCAAGACCUGGGCGUUUUUCAUUCAGAUCUGGGGUUUGGCCUGUUUCUAUUCGUCGUUGUUGGCGUAUCCUUAUAUCUGGUUGAAACGAAAAAUGGGCAAGAAGGUCGGACAGAAGGAGUUCAGCAGCUCUCAGCCCCGGCAUGUAAUUGCCCAAGACGCCGCGGAAGCCGAAGGCACCGUUACAGAUAACUCCCUCCCGACGAUCAACAAGCCAAAAAAUGCCAAAUCCGAACCGAAAGGUCCACGUCGCGGGCAAGGUUUCCUGGUGCUGUCGUUGUUGACCCUCAGUCUAUUCCUACUGUGGACACCCGGCGCGCUGUAUACCACGCUGCUCCGUAUCAAUUUUCGUCUUUUUACGCCCGACGCGCUGACCGCCUGCAUUACCAUUAAGAAUAUGCAGAUGAUCGUCGAUCCCAUCAUCUUCCUGAUGGUUAUACCGGAACUGAAAGAGUGGUGCAAUGGCUGCAUCAAAAGCCUCAAGCGAAUACUGUUCAAAGACUGA
Molecule: messenger RNA, 1081 nt
Organism: Paramacrobiotus metropolitanus
Lineage: Eukaryota; Metazoa; Tardigrada; Eutardigrada; Parachela; Macrobiotidae
Exons: 2
Coding region: 8-1081 (357 amino acids)
Biological process (GO): neuropeptide signaling pathway
Cellular component (GO): membrane
Molecular function (GO): G protein-coupled peptide receptor activity
Source: RefSeq, a predicted model, not a curated record